AUGACAGCAACAAACAACAACAGCAACUAUAUCGUUUCUGAUGAAAAAGUUGAUUCAUUAGUUGAGGAAUUAGUUGAGGAAUUAGCUGAGGAAUUAGUUAUGGCAGAAACUAAAACCCUCAACGAAAGAAUUGGUGAAAACAAGAUUGAUUUACAUAACUACCUCAAACAUGAUGGAGGAAGAGGAAGGAAAACUGGUAUGGCUUUAUUAGUAAAUAAAAUUUCGAAUUUAACGAUUAUAGAUGUUGAUAUCAAUAAAUCGUACAAUGAUGAACUUAAAGAAAUGGUUAGAAAAGACAUUCUAUCAAAACUUUCGGAUAAAGAUGUUAUCGUUAAAACCGCUUCAGGAGGUCUUCACAUUUAUUGCAACACUAAUUUCUUCUAUGCAGUUUCGAACAGAAUGAUUAAAUGUUAUUCCUGCAAUGAUUAUGAUAUUGACAUAAUGACUUCUAUUGAUGAUUCAAAACGUUCUUUAGUAGUUAUGGCUGAUUCAAGAGUUCGCAAGAAUGCAACAGAACCAAUCAAUACAUACUCAUUCAUUCGUGGAAGUUAUGAUUCAACAUUAACUAGAACAGUGAAUGAUAUAUUAAAUGAUUUGAAUAUUAAGGUAAGAGUUGAACAGAAGAAUGAAGAAAUAAAGACCAUCGUCAAUGAAAACAAAGAUGUAAACAUUGACGAUAAACUAGCUCAGAGCAUAGUUGAUGGCAUCUGUGAUUUUGAAGUACAUAAUGACGGUGGAAACAUGAAUUUAGAAAAAGAAAUAACAUUAUUCACACUGUUUCAAGCUAUUAAUUCGUUACCUAAUCAUUUAAUUAAUGAAGCAUACGACAACGUUUAUAACUUCUGCAAUUUAACUGAAAAUGCAAAAAGUAAUUUUGAAAAUGCACGUAAUAGAUAUGCACAUUUAA
Trichomonas vaginalis G3 is the source of this 907-nucleotide messenger RNA. RefSeq names its product Prim-pol domain family. The annotation marks the transcript as partial. NCBI's taxonomy places the organism in Eukaryota, Parabasalia, Trichomonadida, Trichomonadidae. The record is from RefSeq and is a predicted model, not a curated record. The transcript has a single exon.